This is a messenger RNA of Strongylus vulgaris, 347 nucleotides long. Lineage: Eukaryota; Metazoa; Nematoda; Chromadorea; Rhabditida; Strongylidae. The record is from the annotation of a GenBank genome assembly.
AGACCAACACAGUAUGUUCCCAUUCCAGAAAAAACAGGAAAAGGUCGAGUUGCCUUUUGUGGCGAUGUGCAGUUCGCGGAUGGCGAAUGGGUAGGCGUAAUUCUUGAUGAACCUCGAGGGAAGAAUAAUGGUACUGUGCAAGGUGUACAGUACUUCACAUGUGAACCAAACUAUGGAUUGUUCAUUCGUCCUACUCAGUUGAAGCCCGAAUCAGCUCGGGGUCGAACAAGUGGUCUAAGAACUCCUGCGACACGUAAAGAUGUCGCAUCCGCAAAAGGGGCGCGAUCCUCUCCUGGCCUAAAAAAAGUUGCAUCGACUGAUGUGAGUGGAAUGCUUUUCUGUUGAGA